ACAUAGCAUCUAAAACACAUUUAAUAAAAAUCACAAAAUGCAAGUAUUUAGUCUUGAGCGUUGUAAAGAUAUUAUAGCACAUGUUAUGCCCUUUUAAUCAUUUUGUAGUAUUUUCAAAUAUAUUUUAAUGUACACAAAAGUUAACAUGCAGUAUAAGUCUAAGGUGUUCUUUGAUUAGUAGUACUAGUAGUGGUUGAGACGAUUGCUUGAUGUUUGAACAACCAGUUUAGGUGUGACUGUAAUCUUUUUUCAAUUUGAUUAAGUCACUACACGUGCAUUAGAAUUAGUUUUAUGAUUUUUAAGUUUAAAAACAUAAAAAAACAAAGCCAUCUAUUUAAAAAGUAUUAUAUUAUGCAUAUAAAUUAUAAUCUGUACUGUAACUUAUAUGUUGUAUUGUAAGUUACGUGUACUGUGUAGGUAGUGUAAGAAUCGCACACACGUUCUCGCACAGACUUUUGAACUGACGAAUACUAAAUUCAUAUAAUUAUUGACAAAUUAUUAUGAGCUUGAACAGUAAAAAGGAAUUCAUGGAUGCUUAAUAUUGAAAAUUCAGUAUGAAGAAAAAAGUAGCUGUGGUAACGGGUGCAAACAAAGGAAUUGGCUUUGCCAUUGUAAAAUCACUGUGUACAAAAUUCAAAGGAGAUAUCAUUUUGACUGCAAGAGAUGAAAUUCGUGGCAAGAAUGCUGUUGCAAAGCUUAAAGAAUUGCACUUAAACCCAAUAUUUUAUCAGCUGGAUAUCACCGAUGCAGAUAGCAUUUGUCGUCUGAAAGAAUUUUUGCUGAAAGUAUAUGGAGGGUUGGACAUACUUGUCAAUAAUGCUGCCAUUGCAUACAAGAUUUCAUCUGAUACACCAGAUGCAGACCAAGCAGAAAAAACUAUCAGAGUUAACUUAUUUGGAACGUUAUGUGUUUGCAAGACAUUGUUUCCAAUCUUGAGACCCCAUGCAAGGGUAGUCAAUGUGUCCAGUGCAGCAGGAAUGCUUCAUAACAUUCCCAAUGAAAAGAUCCGAGAAAUAUUACUGUCACCUAAACUAACUGAACAAAAGCUUUGUGAUAUAAUGAAAGAGUUUUUGAAGGAUUCCAAGGCAGGACUGAAACAGGAGAAAGGUUGGGCAAGCACAAAUUAUGAAAUGUCCAAGAUUGGAGUUACUGCUCUAACAUUUCUGCAGCAGAAACAGUUUGAAAAAGAUUCUAGAGAAGAUAUUGUGGUGAAUACUGUACAUCCUGGCUAUGUAAGUACAGACAUGACAAACAGAAAAGGCGUUUUAAACAUAGAACAAGGUGCUGAACCUAUUGUAUAUGCAGCAUUGUUGCCAAUUAACAUCACAUCUCCAAAAGGUGAAUUCAUUUGGGAAGAUUCUAAAGUUGUGUCAUGGAGGUGAAACCAGUGUUAAAGAAUUGUUUGACUGCAAGUGAAAUAUAGUAUUUCAAUACAUUUUGGAAAAUAACGUGUAAUGCAAAAACUGUUAAAUUUACACACACACACAUAUAUGUGU
Molecule: messenger RNA, 1496 nt
Organism: Limulus polyphemus (Atlantic horseshoe crab)
Lineage: Eukaryota; Metazoa; Arthropoda; Merostomata; Xiphosura; Limulidae
Product: carbonyl reductase [NADPH] 1-like
Exons: 9
Coding region: 555-1382 (275 amino acids)
Molecular function (GO): carbonyl reductase (NADPH) activity
Source: RefSeq, a predicted model, not a curated record